AUGUUUUUGAGAUUCGUUCGAUUUGACAAUGAAAGCACACGUAAUGAACGUGCAAAAACCGACAAAGCUGCGCCAAUUCGCGAUAUGUGGACGAUGCUCAAUGAAAAUUUGAAAAAACAUUAUAAACCCAAUGAAUCCAUAACUGUAGAUGAACAAUUGUUCCCUUAUAAAGGACAUACAAAAUUUACGCAAUUCAUGCCGUCCAAACCAGCAAAGUAUAGUAUAAAAAUCUUCUGGGAAUGCGAUUCUUCAAACGCUUAUCCUCUACAAGGACAAAUUUACACAGGAAAACCAUUAGACGGGCAACGUCAAGUCAAUGUUGGUGAGAAGACGGUCUUAGAUUUGGUGCAAUUUUACAAAGGUUCAGGAAGAAAUAUUACUACAGACAAUUUUUUUACCAGCCUGCAACUGGCUCGAUUUUUAAAUUCAUGGCAUAUGACUUUAGUAGGUUCCGUUAGAAAAAAUAAACCAUGGCUACCCUCUAACAUGCAGGCAUCAAAAGAUAGAGCAAUCUUAUCUAAGAAUUUUGCAUUUCGUGAAAACGAAACUCUUUGCUCAUACGUGCCCAAAAGAAACAAAUCAGUUGUCUUGUUGUCAUCAAUGCAUGGCACAGCUGAAGUAGAAAAAAAUUUGACAGCUAAGCCGAGUAUUAUCAAAUAUUACAAUAAAACCAAAAGUGGCGUUGACACAAUGGAUAAAAUGGUGACGGAAUAUACAACAAAACGUAGAACAAAUCGUUGGCCACAACGUCGUUGGAACAUAAUGAAAACGUUAGACGCACUGAUAGCCGACGACUUUUUUUAA
Parnassius mnemosyne (clouded apollo) is the source of this 804-nucleotide messenger RNA. NCBI's taxonomy places the organism in Eukaryota, Metazoa, Arthropoda, Insecta, Lepidoptera, Papilionidae. The record is from the annotation of a GenBank genome assembly.